UCUUCUCUGUCCAUCAUUCCCCCCGAGGACUCCAGCGCCCUCUUGGGGUCCUGGGACCCUUACUCCACUCCUCCAUCUCCACCAUCUUCCUCUCCUUGGCUCCACCCCUUUCCCGCCAGCACCUGCGCAGGGCUCUCGUAGAGGGAGGUGGUGGCAGCAGCUGCUGCACGAAGAGCAACUUAGCACGAGGUGACAAGGUGGCGGCCACGCGGUCAACAGUCCAGGCCCUGCCUCUGUGGGGUCGUCACCAUGGCUGCCGCUGAGGUCCCUGUCCCUUCUGGGCACUUCACCCAGAUCAAAGAGCAGAAGUUGAAGCCUGGAGACCUAGAGGAGGAGAAAGAGGAGGACGGGGUACAAAGAGUGGACGCCCAGGAGGGAGCUGUCGAGGAGGUGGAGACCGAGAACAGCUGUCUGCUUCUGGAGGCCAGGGCCCCGGUGGAGAGCGAUAGGCGGAUCCUGACCCUGCAAACCAUGCACCUGGAGUCCCAGGAUGUGCACCUACAGGGGCUGGGAUGGCUGAGCGUGCCACACUCCGACGAGCUUUCAGGGACGGUACCAGAGGCGGAAGGCAUACUGCAGUUGCCAUCCGUGCUGUGGCUCGACCCAGAGCCCCAGCUCAACCUUCAGCAUUGUGUGACGGUCAGCAUCCCGGAAGAGCUGUACCCACCAGAGGAGCUGGAGCUGAUACAUUUUCACCUGCUGAGAGAGAACGUGCUAAUGGCCGAGGAGAACCAAGAGUUAACACCAGACUUGGACGAAAGCACAGCCCUGAAGAAGCCCGAAGAAGAUGAAAAGGACCAGCUCCCACCCCAGGGAGAGACAGACAAGAAAGAAGAGAGAUUCCUCCUUCUGGAAAUGAAACCAAAAGAGGGAAAAGACGAAAUUGUUCUGACCAUUUCCCAUCUAAGCCUAGAAGAACAGCAAGAUCCACCAGCGGCAGAGCAGACAAGUGUGCCGAGAGCCAAAGCCGCAAAACCAAAAGCGCGGAGGCAGACCAAGGGAAAACCUCAGACCUUUCAGUGCGACACCUGCCCGUUCACUUCUUCCAAGCUCUCAACUUUCAAUCGUCACAUCAAAAUUCACAGCAAUGAGAGGCCACACCUGUGUCACCUGUGCCUGAAGGCCUUCCGGACCGUCACUCUUCUUAGGAACCAUGUGAACACCCACACAGGAACCAGGCCCCACAAGUGCAGGGACUGCGACAUGGCGUUUGUCACCAGCGGAGAACUCGUCCGGCACCGGCGUUACAAACACACUUAUGAGAAGCCCUUCAAGUGCUCCCUGUGCAAGUACGCCAGCGUUGAGGCAAGCAAGAUGAAGCGUCACAUCCGCUCACACACAGGUGAGCGUCCCUUCCAGUGCUGCCAGUGUGCUUACGCCAGCAGGGACUCCUACAAGCUGAAGCGCCACAUGAGGACACACUCAGGUGAGAAGCCGUAUGAAUGCCCCACCUGUCACGUCCGGUUCACCCAGAGAGGGACCAUGAAAAUCCAUAUGGCACAGAAGCACGGAGAGAAUGUGCCCAAAUACGAGUGUCCCCACUGUGCCACCAUCAUCGCGAGGAAGAAUGACCUGCGUGUCCAUCUGCGUAACCUGCACAGCCAUAGCCCAGAGGAGAUGAAGUGCCGAUACUGUCCCGCCGGCUUCCAUGAGCGCUAUGCCCUCAUUCAGCACCAGAGGACCCACAAGAACGAGAAGAAGUUCAAGUGCAAGCAGUGCGAUUACGCGUGCAAGCAGGAGCGAUGCUUGAAGGCACACAUGCGCAUGCACACAGGAGAGAAGCCCUUCUCCUGCCUGGCCUGCAACAAGCACUUCCAACAGAAGCAACUACUGACUGUGCACCUGAGGAAGUACCAUGACCCGAACUUCGUCCCCAAUCUGCACCUGUGCCUCAAGUGUGAUAAACGUUUCUCCCGCUGGAGUAACCUGCAGAGACACAGAAAGAAGUGUGACCCGGAGCAUGAGACGUUGGCCCCCAACAAGGACAGGAGACCAGUGACAAGGACACAGGCCUCGGAGGGAGAAGCAGGACACGAGGAAGAUGUUGCCACCCUGGAGAGCGCCACCUCAGGGGAGCCUCAGUGCCCUGGGGAGCAGGCUCUGGGCCACCAAGGAGAAGCAGCGGGGAGCCAGAGCCCAGAUCAAGGCCUUACCUGCGAGAUGAUCUUUAACAUGAUGGAUAAGUGAGCAGCUGUGCCUCUCUGUGCUGUGGCCACUGGGGGAAGAAACCAGUUAGAAAUACGUUCCCAGACACAACACAGUGUUCCCAGAGUUUGAGAUAAUGUGUAGAAAUGUUUGAGAGAAGGAAAAAAAAAAACCCUGCAGCUAUUUCCAAAGCCUUGAGUCAGAGCUUGGAGUGAAGAUGCACAUCUCUGGGCCCUGGCAGGUGCCCAGCGUGAGUCAGGGACAGAUUCUAGGUGAUAUGUAUGUCCACGGGGGCUCAGACCAGUUAACACAUUGGUGGUCAGAUUUUGAGUUGUUGUACCCACCCUCGAUAUUUCUCUCUCUCUCUCUCUCUCUCUCUUUUUUUUUUUUUUUUUUGGUUUUUCGAGACAGGGUUUCUCUGUGUAGUCUUGGCUGUCCUGGAACUCACUUUGUAGACCAGGCUGGCCUCGAACUCAGAAAUCCGCCUGCCUCUGCCUCUGAUUAAAGGCGUGUACCACCACACCCGGCUGAUAUUUCUGAUACUAUGAUUUUAAGCACUAAAAUGAAUUGUAUAAUUUUUUUUAAAUGCCAAUGAAUUUUCCAUGACAUUUAAAGCUACCACGAUGCUUUCAAUGAAUUCUAAAGUCAACCCGAGGAUCUUAGUGCUGCGGAAAGAUGAAUUGGCAGAAACAAUACUCAUUUAACUAGAAAAAAAAAUAUAUAUAUCAUAGCUCUUUCUUUGGCAUAGAGCAAGGCUCACCUUUAGUUUUUGCCCCUCCUCCCCCAUCUUGUAGGCCUGUGGGUUGAACCCAGGGCUUGGCACAAGUUAGACAAGUGCCCCACCACCAUGCCAUACCCCCAGCCCCCACACAACUUCAAAAAAAAUUAAAUUAUCCAGGCUGGAUUUGAACUCAUUCUGUAGCCCAACUGCACUUGAAACUAUCCAUUCUCCUGCCUCCAUCUUGCAGGAAUGACGAGCCUUUACCACCAGGCCAGGCUUGUCUUCUCUUGAAUUGUUGUCUUCACCCGCUAUAAAAUUACACUGGCAUUGUUGCAAGCAUUGGUUUUGUUC
Molecule: messenger RNA, 3217 nt
Organism: Mus caroli (Ryukyu mouse)
Lineage: Eukaryota; Metazoa; Chordata; Mammalia; Rodentia; Muridae
Gene: Ctcfl
Product: CCCTC-binding factor like
Biological process (GO): regulation of transcription by RNA polymerase II
Cellular component (GO): nucleus
Molecular function (GO): RNA polymerase II transcription regulatory region sequence-specific DNA binding; DNA-binding transcription factor activity, RNA polymerase II-specific
Source: RefSeq, a predicted model, not a curated record